Messenger RNA from Xenopus laevis (African clawed frog), 9106 nucleotides. It is a transcript of the gene tanc1.S, whose product is annotated as protein TANC1. The transcript is spliced from 26 exons. NCBI's taxonomy places the organism in Eukaryota, Metazoa, Chordata, Amphibia, Anura, Pipidae. Gene Ontology annotation, cellular component: postsynapse. Bases 142 to 5634 code for a protein of 1830 amino acids. The record is from RefSeq and is a predicted model, not a curated record.
GCCCGUUACUGUGGAAUGGCAGAGGGGAAGGGACAUGUCCUGGCAGAGCUCUAGUUACAACUCUUCUACCUCGUAACCUUCUUGCUUACUCCCUGCUGCUCACCUUAAUCAUCUGCCUGACUGCAACCUGAGGAUUAAAAGAUGUUAAAGGCAGUUUUAAAGAAAGGCCGAGAAGGUGUAAAAGCCAGCAAAAAAGACACAGGUGAAGAACUUGCUCAGAAUAUUUUAUUCACUGGUCACAAUGUGGACUUUCCUAUUGGUAGCUCAACCAUUCAGGAUGAUCCUUAUCAUAUGGGAUUCUCUAAAGGAGUCUCUGUGUCAUUACCGUCAUCACCACUUUUGCCGCGCCAAGCAUACUCCAUGCAACAUCGGGCACAAAAGAAAUCACCGGGACCAAUCAGAAAGCCAAAGUAUGUGGAGAGUCCCAGAGUGCCGGGAGAUGCCGUUGCAAUGCCAUUGAGGAAAGUCUCAGAGCUGCCGGAUCCCAGCCAGAAUGAAGAAACUGUAGAGAAGAAAUUAGGCUGUUCCCCUGCAGCGCAGGAGCUAAUGACUCGCCUGGGAUUCCUGCUUGGAGAAGGGAUUCCAGCCACUUCCAGAGGUCCCAUGGAUGAGAAAGCUGAAAAUAUGUGUACAGUAUCAAGUCACGGCAUAAGCCCUUGCUCAACACUGACAAACAGUACGGCAUCGCCAUCCACUGCCAGCCCUUGUUCAACCCUAAACAGCUGCAUCAGCAAGACAGCCAUCAAUAAAACCAGUCCUGGUGGAACCAUCAGCAGCCCCAGCUCCACACUGGAAAGCAAAGACAGCGGUAUCAUAGCAACCAUCACAAGCUCCUCUGAAAAUGAUGACCGCAGUGGAUCCAGUCUGGAGUGGAGCAGGGAUAGCAGCUUAAGGGCCGGGUCCCAUCACCAGGGGAUGAUUCAUGAGCGGAGAACGGAUAACUGCUCCCCAGUAGUGGAAGAAGAAACAUGUGUGACGGUGGACUGUUUAGCAAAGAUCGAUGUUCCUCAUGCAGAAGGCCCAGUUUCUUACGUGCAGAACUCCAGUUCCUUGGUGAUGCAGCGGCCCAACUCUGUAGCAGCCACAAGUUCGACCAAACUUGAAGACUUGGGUUACUUGGAUGUUCAAAGAAAUGUACCUUUGCGAACCUCAAUCAGGAUGCCCUGGAAUAAUACUGCAGGCACACGGGUUCAACAGGAGAUUAAAGCACGCUUUGUCCCCUACAAGCCACAGGACAUUCUGCUGAAGCCCUUAUUGUUCGAGGUGCCAAGUAUAACAACAGACUCAGUAUUUGUUGGGAGGGGCUGGCUUUUUCAAGAAAUAGAGGAGAAGCUGAAAAGUGCUGAGCCGCCAGAGCAUCGGGGAGUUGUGAUUGCGGGUUGUGUUGGAUUCGGAAAGACUGCCAUAAUUUCCAAGCUAGUAGCACUCAGCUGCCAUGGGACCCGCAUGAGGCAGAUCGCUUCCAACAGUCCCUCUUCAUCUCCCAGGAGUGUAGACCCCACUCAGGAUAUCCCACUCUCACAGACAUCUCCACUUAGCUUUGCCAUGUCUGGCUCAAGCACCUUGAAAACAUUGGGGACACGUGGAAGUCCUGAACAUCAAAAGCUAAUGGAUGAUUCACUAAAGCACCUGGCUUCUAAGGUUGUUGCCUAUCACUACUGUCAAGCAGACAACACAUAUACAUGCCUGGUUCCAGAAUUUGUGCACAGUGUUGCAGCCUUGCUAUGCCGAUCCCAUCAGCUGUCAGCUUACCGGGAACUUCUGAUCAAGGAACCUCAGUUACAGAGCAUGCUCAGCCUUCGGUCCUGUGUACAAGACCCUAUAGCUGCUUUUAGACGAGGAAUUCUGGAACCGAUGUCAAGCCUCCGGAGAGAGAGGAAAAUCCCUCAUGAAGAAGUCAUCAUUUUAGUCGAUGGUUUAAAUGAAGCUGAAUUUCAUAAACCAGAUUAUGGAGACACCAUAGCAUCUUUCCUUGCUAAAAUCAUUCCGUCCUUACCUCCCUGGAUGAAACUUAUUAUGACAGUACGGACUAAUUUUCAGGAAAUCACAAGUUUGUUGCCCUUGUCCAAGAUUUCAUUAGAUGAUUUUCGGGACAACAAAAACAUCUGCAACGAUCUGAGCGCUUAUAUACAGUACAGACACAGCACUAGCCAGGAAAUCAUGAACAAUAUUUCUCUCAAUGGCAAAACAGAUGUCAACACCAUCAGCAAGCUGAGUGACCACUUGGUUAUGAGAAGUCAGGGCUCCUACCUGUACCUCAAAUUGACUCUCGACCUUUUUGAGAAGGGGCAUUUGGUCAUUAAAAGCUCCAGCUACAAAGUAGUGCCAGUGUCUGUAUCUGAACUCUACUUGCUCCAAUGCAAUAUGAAAUUCAUGACAAACUCGGCAUUUGAGAAAGCACUUCCGAUUCUGAACAUGGCGCUGGCCUCCCUGCACCCCAUGGCGGAUGAGCAGAUCUUCCAGGCUAUAAAUGCUGGGAAUAUUUACGGGGAGCACAACUGGAAAGACUUUCAGCAGAGAAUGGAGACCCUGUCAUGCUUUUUAAUUAAAAGGAGGGAUAAGACACGAAUGUUCUGUCAUCCGUCCUUUAGAGAGUGGCUUGUUUGGCGAGCUGAUGGGGAAAGUACACAGUUUUUAUGUGAGCCACGAAGUGGACAUGCCCUUCUGGCCUUUAUGUUUUCCCGUCAGGAGGGGAAGUUAAAUCGGCAGCAAACAAUGGAACUAGGACACCAUAUUUUAAAAGCACAUAUAUUUAAGGGAAUGAGCAAGAAAUAUGGCAUCUCUUCCAGUAUGUUGCAGGCCCUAUGGAUUGGUUACAGCACUGACGGCUUAUCAGCAGCUCUUGCUUCCCUGAGGAACUUGUACACUCCCAAUGUUAAGGUAAGCCGGCUUCUCAUUCUGGCUGGAGCCAAUGUCAACUACAGGACCGAGGUCUUGAACAAUGCCCCAAUUCAGUGUGUCCAGGCCCACCUGGGCCAAGAAGAGAUGGUCAGUCUUCUGCUGGAGUUUGGGGUCUCAGUGGAUGGCAUGUCUGAAAACGGCAUGACCCCACUUUGCUUUGCAGCUGCGUCAGGCCACAUGAACAUUGUCUCACUUCUGUGCAAGAGAGGUGCUAAGGUUGAUCACAUGGACAAAAAAGGCCAAUGUGCUUUGGUGCACAGUGCACUACGGGGACAUUGUGAUAUCGUUAAAUAUUUACUGCGGUGUGAUUGGUCGUCUUCUAAUCAGCAACCGGGCUAUGUGCGGAAAGGCCAUGCUCUGCAACAAUCGCUGACGGCAGCCUGUAGCAUGGGGCACACAGAGGUGGUGAAAUGUCUCCUGAACCAGGACAAGGAUCAUCCACUGGACAUCAAUGAAAAUGACACAUUAUGGGGAGAAACAGCUCUUACAGCAGCGGCUGGACGGGGCAAAAUGGAAGUGUGUGAGCUGCUGAUCCACCAUGGAGCCAUCUUAUCCCGAGUCAACAGACGUGGAAUCUCUCCUUUGUUCUGUUCUGUGAGACAAGGACACUGGCAGAUUGCUAGGCUCCUCCUACAGCACAGCUGUGACGUCAACAUUAGCGACAAACAGGGCCGCACUCCCCUGAUGGUUUCUGCCUGUGAGGGUCACUGCGGCACAGUGGAGUUCCUUCUCUCUGAAGGUGCAGACAUUGCAGCGCUGGACAGGGAGGGUCUGACUGCGCUGAGCUGGGCCUGCUUAAAGGGCCACAAGGCUGUGGUUCAAUGUUUGGUGGAAAGGGGCUCAGCUAUUGAUCAGAUGGAUAGGAAUGGACGCACGCCCCUGGACUUGGCUGCUUUCUACGGAGAUGCGGAAAUAGUGCAGUAUUUGGUAGAUCACGGAGCCAUGAUCGAACAUGUCGACUACAGCGGGAUGCGUCCUUUGGAUCGAGCCAUCGGAUGUCGAAAUACGGCAGUGGUUGUUACACUGCUCAGGAAAGGAGCCAAACUAGGAAACGCAGCCUGGGCAAUGGCUACCUCUAAACCUGACAUUCUGAUCAUCCUCCUGCAGAAGUUAAUGGAUGAAGGGAAUCUGCUGUACAGAAAAGGGAAGAUGAAAGAAGCGGCACUGAGGUACCAGUAUGCCCUGCGCAAGUUUCCCCGGGAAGGGUUUGCAGAGGAAAUUAAAGCAUUCAAUGAGCUUCGCGUGUCUCUGUUUCUCAACUUGUCGAGGUGUCGCAGGAAAACAAAUGAUUUUGGAAUGGCUGAAGAGUUUGCCACCAAAGCGCUGGAGCUAAAACCAAAAUGCCAUGAAGCGUAUUACGCCAGGGCACGCGCUAACAGAAGCAGCAGGCAAUUUGUGGCAGCUCUUGCAGACCUCCAUGAAGCACUAAAGUUGUGUCCAAACAAUCUAGAAAUACAGAGACUUCUGACUAGAGUGGAAGAAGAAUUUAAGCAGCAGCAAAGGAUGCAGCAGAAGCAAUUCCAGCCCCCCACACAGGCACAUGCUGAAUCUGACCAUGAGGAGGAAUCUCUCACAGAGAUCCUGAGCAGCCCAAGUUUUGAAGAGAUCCAAGAAGAGCAAAGCCCACAGCUUGAUGAUCAUUACCAAGCAUCUCCUCAUACACAGGACUUAUCUCUUAACAGCAACCGGAUACAUGAACAUCAGAAAAAUAGGCCUGAAUCCCCCGUGGAACACCCCAGUAAGAACGUAGGUUUACAGCAAGCACUGAUAAAGAAGCCUACUAAGCAAGCACAAAUCGUGAAAACCAAUCAGCAUAUGAACUCUUUGCAGUUGGUUUCAAGAACUGGAAGUAGUUGUGGUGCCUACAAGACUUCUUUACCAUCAACCUUAACACCACUGAGCUCUGGUUCUUCCACAAACUCUUCGAACCCAGCCAACAGCAAAGCUUUCAAUACAGAUGGAACAAAUCUUGUAUCUUCUGGAAGCAAUAGUGUAGGAGCUCAUGCCUCCACAUACAGUGAUAAAAUGUCACCAGGACGUGGCAUUCAAAAGCAUGCCAGUGAUGUUGGAUCUUCAUAUAAGGCAUCAAGCUCCUUUGUGAGUAGUGCUAAAACAGCAGAAAAAUUACUAGGUCAUCUUGAGGCACAGGAAGCCCAGACACCCAGUGGUGGAAAAACUCUAGGGACAGACUGCAAAAAAAGGACAUUGCAUGGCUUAAUUUCAAGUAGCAGUUUCUCCGAAGGUGUUAAAGUACCUGACAUACAGAGUAAAGAAGGUAAACUGAACCAACCACAAGGUGGAGCAACUGAAUACAGACCACGCAACAUUCCCUUUAUGGGAAUCAUGGGUAAAGCCGCAAGAUCUUCACAACAGAACGUACCGUCGGGUAGAAGUUGGCAUAAUCAAGCGAUGGAGGGUUUUCAAAAAGAUAUCCCCUCUGCUGGGACCAUCCCAAGUGCAAACUUUGAAAAGAUGCCUGCCAGGCAGAUUCCUGUGUAUGGCAAUCACAACAAAACAAUGGCCAGCUCCUCUGGGGAAAACAUGCAUAAUGGUAUAGAAGAUGGAAAAGGUCAGAGGCCCAGUCACUUGCAGGAUCAAAAGGUGGCCAAAGCUACUCCCCAGCCAUACCUGGAAUCUAUCUCUAGAUCCCAGUCCUUGUUAGUUAAAGAGACAAAUAUAAGUGCUAUGCCACCCUCUAAACCAAAGCGAUCCUUUAUAGAGUCAAAUGUGUGACACAUUUAUGAACAUUGAGUGGAAGAACGUUCAUUACGUGAGUGCACUCUCAAUAGCCUUCUAUAAUUCAUACUGCUGUCUAUUAUCUCACAAGGUGAGGCCUUACCAGUUUGUGGGCGGGAUUGGACAAAGACACUUGGUGUAUAAACAGUUUUAUGGCAGUUAAUCACUUGUAAAUCAAAAUAGGGGGGCAGCCACUGACAGUUCAAAAUGCAUGAAAAUGUACUUUUUAUUGAAGUGGAAGAUCUAAUGCUGGGUAGAAUCUCACUGACUGACUUUGUGGAAUGUGGUAGGAAGCCAGAGUCUAGCACCACUACAUGGAAUGCAUACAAUUUUAUAUAUCUGGAUUUCAACAUUGCUUUUUUUUCCUGUUUAAACCAUAUAACGGUGGGAUUAAGUGAAACGUUAAGUUCACGUCUUUUUACCUGGAAUUUAUCUUCUAGAGCCUUAAACUUGAUUGGCUAGGGAGGCCACUUACCAAGCACAAAACGCUUAGUUGUGAGGAGCAAGUAGAGGCAGUGAAUGCUGGAGGUAGAUCAACAGGGGGUUCACAAAUGUUUCUCAGGAAUCUAGAACUUGUGGACCUUUGAUUUCUGGUAAACUACCAUACCAUUCCAUUCGUUGUUUGGCAUUGGCAGUUGGGAGAAUACAGGUCCCUGAUAUACAAAGUAGUGGGUAGUAGUGUUUUGACUCAUUUGGUAAACAGUGACAGCCUGCCUGGUAAUAGGAAGCCGAGAGAGAAUGAUAUAAGCCAGUGUACUGAUGAUGCUAUGAUCUCAGCAUACAUUAUUAUUGUUGUUAUACCUCAGUGCUAUCCUACAAGGCAAAUAUUUUUUGCAGUCCUUUUUAAAGGAGUUGCCUCAUGGGCUAUCAAUGUAGCUUUGUGAUACAUAAGAAUAGACCAAACAGGGCACAGAUUGACUCGGCUGAUGACCUGGCUAAUUGAGCAGGUCUUUAUAUUUCUGGUCUGGUUGGCAACAACUGCUCAGGGAUAAAGGCUUUAUAGACAGUCACUUAUCUAUAUCACAGGCUAGUGCUGCAGCUCCUGCAAAAUCCCUUGACUGCCGGAAACCCUUCACUGAGCACAGGAGGUGCCUUAAAGUGGUUGUAUCCACAAGUUGCUUUGUCUGCUUUGAAGCCUUUCCCAGUUAUAAGGUGAAAACAUGGAGGAUUUUGAUGCUCCAAAAGAACCAGUGGUAACCAGCUGACAGUUAGAUGCUGUAGAACAGCACAACUGGGAGUUAAAUUGGCCAUACUUUUGGCAAGUUAUGGGGCUGCUUAGACAGUGGUCCUGAUGGACUGAGGAUUAUCUGACCUGUUGGAGAAUUUCGCUUUGUUUUUUAAUUGUUUCAUUUGUUCAGACGACCACCCAAAUAAUCAGAAAAGUGUCUUAACGCAUGUAUGGCCCCUCAUCCAGUACUCGGGUGUACUUGGUCAGCCCAUUCAUGGCUGCCUUUAUAUUACAAUAUCGGAAGAACUAUGGCAGUAGCUUUCAUUCUCGGCACCAACUCAGUAUUAUAACAAUGUGCUGGUGCCUUUAAUAUAAAUCUGUAAAGAACAGUUUGUUUGUAUGAAGCUCUUAUAAGGCAUCAUGUUAUGUCUUGUAUUUAUUGUGUUGAACUUAAACUUCUGAAAGGGGAUAUUUGGCCCUAGAUGCAACAUUCUGCCAUUAGUGUAUCAAUAUCCAAAGAUGAUUUUACUCUUUUUCCUUCAAGAGGUCAGUGGCCAGAUAUAAUAGUUGGAUCCUGUAAGUCUGAAUGUAAUUCCUCUGUAUGUUGCCAUUUCCAUAAUGUCAUCUGUAAUCUUAGGUUUAUUUAAUUGGGGGGGGGGGCACAGGCAGAGAUUGUAACAAUAUAUUGUUUUGUUCUAUAAGUUUUCUCUAUGUCCAUAUAACCUCAUGUUAAAGAGAAGCAAGUGAGCUGUAUAUCGCAUGCAUGUUAUAACUUCAGUCGUGCCGGGGUAUUGCACUGAAUGAUCCAUAUAGAAGUAUAUUAAUGGCACAUAUCAGUUCUAACCAUUACUGCACUUUAUAUUCUUUUAUAAAGGACACCUCUAAGGUGCUAUCUUACAGAAGAUCAUUGUACAGAGAGUGAAAGAGAAAAGGUACAGAAUUAGUUACAUAUUUUGAACAGCAAGAAAAUGUUUGUGGUUUGGUGAAACAAUUUUUUUAUUUGCUUUUCCUACGUGCGAUUGUUUUGUACGCAGUGGUUUUUAAACUUUCCAUUUCUGUAUAUAUAUAUAUAUAUUUUACUAAUCGUUUUAUCAAACAGGUUGCCCUACUCGUAGGUGAGCGAGGAUGAAAGACAUCACUAUGUAUGUUCCAUGUACAAAUGUUUCUCUAUAGAGCUUAUUUAUUUUGUACAAUAUCUGAAUCUCUGUCGCCUUCAUUUGGUUUGUAACUCUGUUUUGCACAUCUACUGUAUUUCCACAAGGAAUAAACAAACUGUAUUAGAGAAUGCUGCAACUCAUUGACAUUUGGCCACAUUCACCCAGGGAUUAGCAGGGCCACAGAUUCACACGUCUGAGGCAAAGUUUUGCAAAACUAGGUCUUACAAAAAGGUCUCUGAAGAUCUUGGGUUUAGUGAGGGCCAAAAAAACUCAACAUUCAGGCCACAGUCCUGUUCAGCUGUCACUGACCCCGGUAACUAGAAAAUCUGGGUGCAAGGGGAAAUUUGAUCCUAGCCCAGUUGCUGAAAUGUCACAAUGGAGACAACAAAAAAAUAAAAAAUGAUCAGUCUCAGAAUUUCAUUGUCUACAAAAAACUAAGUUAUGUUCAAGUCGAAUUAUUAUGUUUAAAGGCAAGGCCACACGGGGAGAUUUUUCCCAAACUGCCUCAGCGAUGCGUUUUCAAUAACUUUGGGCGACAAUUGAAAACGCAUCGCCGCGUGUGCUUUAGCGCAGGCGACUUUUUAUUGUAGCCAAUGAGAACACACGCUGAGGCAGUUUGGUGAGAUUGUCGCUCAGAAGACGAGGCGAUUAGUCGUCAGGCGACAAAAUCUCCCCGAAUCUCCUUGUGUGGACUUACCCUUAGAUAGUUAGAAUAGAAGCACAAGAACAUAACUUAUAGAGUGUACCAACUUCCAUAUGUAAUAAUAGGCUCUGAGUUUGCCCAGGUAUUAUAACACAUAGUAACCAAUAAGAUGCGUACUUUUAAACAGGUGACAAGUAAAUGCUACCUGCUGAUUGGUUGCUAUAGGUGAUAAGAGCUUUAGUAAACUUUGCACCUUUUAUUACAUAAACCCCUACGCCACAUACAGUAUUUAUGGGAGAUCCCCUGUCCUGCAGCAUCAAUGCAUCUAAUAAACCUUUUAAUACAGAAUAAUGGAGAUCCAGCUUAAUUGUGGGAAAAUGCAAAUCACUGCAUCUUUUUACAGCAGAUCAUGUUUUACAUGUGGCAACUUGAUAAAGGGUAUUGAACCCGAAACAUGUUGUGUUAACCACUGCCUGGAAUAAAAAGUUGUUUGCAGUAAUA